Messenger RNA from Botrytis byssoidea, 390 nucleotides. RefSeq lists its product as uncharacterized. Bases 1 to 390 code for a protein of 129 amino acids. The record is from RefSeq and is a predicted model, not a curated record. The transcript has a single exon. Lineage: Eukaryota; Fungi; Ascomycota; Leotiomycetes; Helotiales; Sclerotiniaceae.
AUGUCUCAAGUGUUCGGUCCCGUCCCUCCUCCCCCAAAUACAGACAUAUCUACUCAUGGUGUUAGGGCUGUUUACAUCCACUGCUUGGGCGAUCGAAAAAUCCUUGGCUUGCCUAAAUAUACCGAAGUUACGAUCUCUGACACCCAUGUUAUUUUUACCAGAGAGAAGCCUAUAGAUAUCUCUGUUCACAUGGGAAUUCCACUUCUCACCAGGAAAACCGGCUACAUUGAUCCACGCUGGGCAGAUAAGAGAUCCGGCGUUGAUUAUGCGUCCCCAAAAAACUCCAUGUCGAACAUCAAAGCAUUAUACCUAAAUUUGCGAGCCGAUGUUGAGAAUGAGGAAUUCUGGGGCUGGGCUGAUAUGAAGAAAUGGGAUAAACUCGUUGAAUGA